AUGUCCAUCGCCCAUUCUGAGAAAGUGAAACGCCAAGCUGUCCUCAUAGGUUACGUUGAAAGUCUGACAUCAGGGGUUGACCAUGAGAAGACAUCAGGGGUUGACCAUGAGAAGACAUCAGGGUUUGACCAGGAGAAGACAUCAGGGGUUGACCAUGAGAAGACAUCAGGGGUUGACCAUGAGAAGACAUCAGGGGUUGACCAUGAGAAGACAUCAGGGGUUGACCAUGAGAAGACAUCAGGGGUUGACCAUGAGAAGACAUCAGGGGUUGACCAUGAGAAGACAUCAGGGACAUCAGGGGUUGACCAUGAGAAGACAUCAGGGGUUGACCAUGAGAAGACAUCAGGGACAUCAGGGGUUGACCAAGAGAAGACAUCAGGGACAUCAGGGGUUGACCAAGAGAAGACAUCAGGGGUUGACCAUGAGAAGACAUCAGGGGUUGACCAUGAGAAGACAUCAGGGGUUGACCAUGAGAAGACAUCAGGGGUUGACCAUGAGAUGACAUCAGGGGUUGACCACGAGAAGACAUCAGGGGUUGACCAUGAGAUGACAUCAGGGGUUGACUAUGAGAUGACAUCAGGGACAUCAGGGGUUGACCACGAGAAGACACCAGGGGUUGACCAUGAGAAGACAUCAGGGACAUCAGGGGUUGACCAUGAGAAGACAUCAGGGACAUCAGGGGCUGACCAUGAGAAGACAUCCGGGGUUGACCAUGAGAUGACAUCAGGGGUUGACCAUGAGAUGACAUCAGGGGUUGACCACGAGAAGACAUCAGGGGUUGACCAUGAGAAGUCAUCAGGGGUUGACCACGAGAUGACAUCAGGGGUUGACCACGAGAAGACAUCAGGGGUUGACCAUGAGAAGACAUCAGGGACAUCAGGGGUUGACCAUGAGAAGACAUCAGGGGUUGACCAUGAGAUCAUACUUCAGGGACUGCCUGGAUCAGCAGAAGACGAUAGAGGACAUCAGAGGACACCAGCACUUUCAAAGGGACACGAGGCUGUCAGCACCAGCCUGGAGACCACACACCGCCAUGUAGAGAUGGCUCAGCUAGUAGUGAGCAUUGUCUCCUUUGUGCCGGGACCAUCGAUUUCCGGUUAUACAGCUGCUCUGGAAAGUCUUCUGUACCUCCCGGUCAUACAGCUGUUCAUCCUCUAA
Molecule: messenger RNA, 1158 nt
Organism: Haliotis rubra (blacklip abalone)
Lineage: Eukaryota; Metazoa; Mollusca; Gastropoda; Lepetellida; Haliotidae
Exons: 11
Coding region: 1-1158 (385 amino acids)
Source: RefSeq, a predicted model, not a curated record